AUGUCACAGCCAUACGAUAUUCCCGAGACCCAAGCCAUCAACAGUGCUCAGAUCUCAGACUCGCCAGGCAGGGCUUUCCUUAUACCAAGUCCCAUCCCAACUAGACGGACUCGAACCAAGUCCAUGUCUGAGCGAGCAGCAGAAGGACCAACUCACAAGGGGACAGUAAAAUUCUUCUGUCGACAGCGGGGCCAUGGAUUUAUUCACCCUGAUGAUGGUCAUGGAGAAGACAUAUUUGUUCACAUUUCAGAUGUUGAAGGAGAGUGGGUACCAAAAGAGGGUGACCAGGUGACCUACAAGACAGUGCUCAUUCCACCCAAGAAUGAGAAGCUGCAGGCAGUUCAUGUUGUGAUCACCCACCUGAAGCCAGGUGUUCUCCAUGAACGGUGGGACUCACCUGUUCCCACCAGUCCCGAGAAAUUCUCCCCUCAGUGA
This is a messenger RNA of Candidula unifasciata, 435 nucleotides long. The record is from the annotation of a GenBank genome assembly. Lineage: Eukaryota; Metazoa; Mollusca; Gastropoda; Stylommatophora; Geomitridae.